Corapipo altera (White-ruffed manakin) is the source of this 1649-nucleotide messenger RNA. RefSeq names its product leucine zipper transcription factor like 1 (gene LZTFL1). Gene Ontology annotation, biological process: negative regulation of protein localization to cilium. Lineage: Eukaryota; Metazoa; Chordata; Aves; Passeriformes; Pipridae. The transcript has 11 exons. The record is from RefSeq and is a predicted model, not a curated record. Gene Ontology annotation, cellular component: cytoplasm. Bases 315 to 1157 code for a protein of 280 amino acids.
ACUGAAUUAGUUAGGUCGGAAAGGACCUCCGAGAUCGGCGAGGCCAGCCUGUAGGCCGUGCAGGUUAAUGGCAGCCUAAAGCGGAGCCUGGGAUUGUUUCAGUACAGUUUAGUCAGCUCACAUUGUGUGUGUUUAUGAGGAAGAAAGGAAGGUGAGAGCUGCUGUGAAACAGAAGCUUUUGGAAAAGUCUCAGUCAGAAUUUUCCUGAAGGAAUUUUCUUUCUCUGUGCAUAGCUAACAAAUAGCAAUGAAAACUCAGCCCUACAGGCAGAGCUGGGCCUUAAUGAGCAUCACCAGAACGAAGUGAUCAGCUACAUGCGCUUCGCUCGCUUCAAGCGUGGCCUGUGUCUCAAAACAGUGGAUUCUUGUUUUCAGGACCUUAAGGACAGCAGACUUGUUGAAGAGACCUUCACAGUUGAUGAGGUGAUAGACAUGCUGGAUGGACUGCAGAGUGUUGUACACAGUGAAGUGGAGUCGGAGCUCAUAAAUACAACUUACACCAACGUUUUACUUCUGCGGCAGCUCUUUUCACAGGCUGAGAAAUGGUACCUUAAGUUACAGACAGACGUCUCUGACUUGGAGAAUCGAGAAUUAUUGGAACAAGUUGCUGAGUUUGAAAAGUCAGAAUUUACAUCUUCAAACAAAAAGCCCACUGCAGAUCCCGUUAAACCAAAACUGGCUCCAUUAAAUGAAGGUGGGACAGAGCUGCUAAACAAGACAGUUGCUCGUCUCCAAGAAGAAAAUGAAAAAUUGAAGACCAGACUCAAGACUAUAGAAACACAGGCUACAGCUGCCCUAGAUGAGAAGUCCAAGCUAGAGAAGUCACUGAGGGAUUUACAGAUGAUCCAAGGAGAUCAGAAGACUAAUGCAAACCAGGACAUCACUGAACUGGAGAAUAAAGUGGCAGCUUUGAAAUCCCAGUUUGAGAAGACUUUGAAUGACACUACUGCAAACCAAAAAUUCUUGGAAGAGGACUUGGUGACAACAAAACAUGACUUGCUUAAGGUUCAGGAUCAGCUAUCUGCAGCUGAAAAGGAACUGGAGAAGAAAUUUCAGCAAACAGCUGCCUAUCGCAACAUGAAGGAGAUUCUCACAAAGAAGAAUGAACAGAUAAAGGAUCUGCGUAGAAGGCUUUCCAAAUAUGAAUCAGAGGACUGAAAUACCAAAAAACAUCUGAUGUAUCGAAAGCUGCCAUGGAAAGAAAAUGUAGACUGGUAUUAUAUUUCAAUAAUCUUUGUUUUGAAUGGUAUAUUUUUUGCUUCUAAUGAUGAAAGUAACUCUUUAUUAACACUAAUAACAUGCUGAAACUCCUACCUUACUUCCUUGUAAACCUACGAUUUAUAGGUAUUAGUUUCUGCAGUCAUGUUUUUAAUUCUUAGCCAUCAACAUUUCUUGAGAAAUAGCUAACAGGAUCUUACUGAAGAACUGAGAACAUUCCCUACAAAGAAAGGAGUUUAUUUUUGUUAAGAAAAGAAAAAAAGGGAAAAAAAAGAGCAUUAGGGAUUUUCUUGUCUCUGAGGUGGAAAUUCCAGUUGUUACUUUUGUGUAGUUAGUGUACUUAUGAAGUAGCAUUAUAUGUAAAAAUUACAUCAGUGAAAGUAAAAAGCAGGAAGAAAAAAAAAGAAACUCACAGAUUCUGUAAUGUUACUU